This is a messenger RNA of Drosophila albomicans, 2113 nucleotides long. RefSeq names its product uridine 5'-monophosphate synthase (gene r-l). Gene Ontology annotation, molecular function: orotidine-5'-phosphate decarboxylase activity; orotate phosphoribosyltransferase activity. Gene Ontology annotation, biological process: 'de novo' pyrimidine nucleobase biosynthetic process; 'de novo' UMP biosynthetic process. The coding region runs from base 136 to 1620 and encodes 494 amino acids. The record is from RefSeq and is a predicted model, not a curated record. NCBI's taxonomy places the organism in Eukaryota, Metazoa, Arthropoda, Insecta, Diptera, Drosophilidae. The transcript has 3 exons.
UUAUUUGUUGAUUGUUAGCGGCGGGCGGACGUGCUUUCAAUUUGACUCGCGGAUUACACGUGUGUAAUAAACGUGGUGAUUGAUUUAAGUCUAGGUUAAAUAUUUACGUAAAUUGUAUUAACAACAAACCAAACCAUGCUUGCCAAGAACACUGAUCAAAUAAAGGAGCUUGCGCUCAAACUCUUUGAGAUCAAUGCCUUUAAAUUCGGGGAUUUUAAGAUGAAAGUCGGGAUCAAUUCGCCUGUCUACUUCGAUUUACGGGUGAUUGUCAGCUAUCCAGAUGUCAUGCAAACUGUAUCCGAUUUGCUGGUGGCGCACAUCAAGGAGCUGCAGCUGAACGCCAAGCACGUCUGCGGGGUUCCCUACACCGCUUUGCCGCUGGCCACGAUUGUUUCAGUGCAGCAGUCGACGCCAAUGUUAGUCCGGCGCAAGGAGGCCAAGGCCUAUGGCACCAAGAAGCUCAUCGAGGGCAUCUACCAGGCGGGCGACACCUGUCUGAUUGUAGAGGACGUGGUCACCUCCGGUUCCAGCGUCCUGGACACGGUGCGCGAUCUGCAGAGCGAGGGCAUUGUGGUCACCGAUGCCAUUGUGGUCGUAGACCGAGAACAAGGCGGUGCAGGCAACAUUGCCAAGCACGGCGUUCGCAUGCAUUCGCUGUUUACGCUCUCGUUCCUGUUGAACACUCUGCAUGAGGCGGGGCGAGUGGAGAAGGCAACUGUGGAUGCGGUGGCCAAGUAUAUUGCUGCGGUGCAGAUAAACAGUGAUGGCUCGUUUAUAGGUGGUGGAGAUAAGCGCAAUCCCAGCGAAGCAAACGAAUUUUCACGCACUAAACUGAGCUACGAGAGUCGCGCCAACUUGGCGAAGAGUUCGAUUGCAAAGCGACUUUUCAAUCUGAUGGCCACCAAGCAAACGAAUCUCUGUCUGGCUGCCGAUCUUACAAAGUCCGAUGAGAUUUUGGCCAUAGCCGACAAAUGCGGUCCAUACAUCUGCUUGCUGAAGACACAUGUGGACAUUGUGGAGGAUUUCAGUGAGAGUUUCGUUAGUAACCUUCAAGCCUUGGCUACGCGUCACAAUUUCCUGAUCAUGGAGGAUCGCAAAUUCGUCGACAUAGGCAACACAGUCUCGCUGCAGUACAGCAAAGGAGUCUACAAGAUAUCGAACUGGGCCGAUCUGGUGACUGCUCAUACGCUGCCUGGACGCAGCAUAGUGCAGGGUCUCAAGGCUGCACUGGAUGGAGACGAUGCUGUCAAGGAACGCGGUGUCUUUCUAUUGGCUGAAAUGUCUUCAAGUGGCAAUCUGAUCGAUGACAAGUACAAAGAGAAUAGCAACAAAAUCGCCACGGAGGGCAGCAACGUUGACUUUGUGGCCGGCAUUGUUUGCCAGUCGGCUAAUUGCUUCUCCUUCCCCGGACUGCUGCAAUUGACGCCGGGCAUCAAGAUCGACGAGAGCGUCGAUAAGCUGGGCCAGCAAUAUCAAUCGCCUGAGAAUGCGGUCAAGGAGCGUGGAGCUGACAUUGGCGUCGUCGGACGCGGCAUCUUGCAGGCCACUAAUGUGGAACAGGCGGCGAUCAAUUAUCGUGAUCGCCUGUGGGCGGCCUACACUGAUCGUAUUGCCAAAUAGGCGUGUCAUUUAUUAUGGAUGAUGUACAAGUUACCUCUGAUUGUAUUGCGCUUCCCGAAUUAUGAAUAGUUGUAAGAAUUUUGGGUUUGGUCUUUAGAAACACACAGUAUCCAUAUAAAACACAAUUAGUUAGGAAAUUUCAAAACAGUUUUAUGUAAUAAGGUAAAAAGAUUGCUACAAAAAAUACAACAAUUUACGAAAUGUUUAAUGCAUUAUAAAUCGAUAAUGUAAUGCCUGGAUUUAAUAAGAGGCCAAACACUGCAACACGUAGCUAUAAUCGCCAGAUAUAUCAUCCUGAAAUUGAAACGGAAAAAAUAUGUUUUGUGAUGCGAGCAAACUUGAAACUGAUCAAACGUCGUUUGGCGUUGGCAAACUUUUUAUUUGUUAAUAAUAGCAAGCACAAACAAAAAUACUAUGUAUGUGAAAUAAUUUACAGGAAAUGUAUACAAAAUAAAAGACGUUAUAAUAAAUAAUAUUGCAAAAAUAGCAAAAA